CACAGCCAUUGGCCAUUGCUUGCGUGAGUCACAUCGAGCUCGGGCUACUGAGUGAGAGAGAAGUAGCUAGCCGGAGGAGAGAGAUAGAAGUAUGGGCAUGGGGUGGAAAGUUCUGACCGAUGUGAAGCCAUACCUGGCGAUGGUGCUGCUGCAGGUGGGGUUCGCCGGGAUGUACAUCAUCGCCGUGGCGUCCCUCAAGGCCGGGAUGAGCCACUUCGUCCUCGUCGUCUACCGUAACCUCGUCGCCACCGCCGUCAUGACGCCCUUCGCCCUCUACUUCGAGAGGGGACGGAGGCCAAAGAUGACAACCAGCAUCGUCCUCAAGAUCAUGGGGCUCGCAAUCCUCGAGCCCGUGAUUGACCAGAACCUCUACUUCUUGGGCGCGAAGCUGACCUCGGCGGGAUUCGCGACGGCGCUCCUCAACACCCUCCCGGCCAUCACCUUCUUGCUGGCCCUCAUCCUGCGAAUGGAGAAGGUGCGGCUGCGCAGCCUGCACAGCCAGGCCAAGAUCGCUGGCACGGUCCUCACGGUGGCCGGCGCCGUGCUGAUGAUGCUUUACCACGGCCCCGCCAUGCAGUUCCCGUGGACCAAGGGACAGCACGACGCCACUGCCGCCGUUGGCGCCGUCGCCCCGCGGGACUGGCUGAAAGGGACCAUGAUGCUCAUCGGCUCCUGCAUGGUCUGGUCGUGCUUCUUCAUUCUCCAGUCCAGCACGCUGCGGAGCUACCCGGCGGAGCUCUCCGUCACGGCGCUCAUCUGCGGCAUGGGCUCGCUGAUGAGCGCCGCCGUCGCCCUCGUCGCUGAGCGCGCCAACACACAGGCCUGGGUUAUCGGCUUCGAUAACCGCCUCUUGACCGUGGUCUACGCCGGCAUAGUGUGCUCCGGCGUGGCCUACUACUUGCAGGGCGUCGUGUCGAGGCAAAGGGGCCCGGUGUUCGUCACGGCAUUCAACCCGCUCUGCAUGAUCAUUACCGCAGUCAUGGGCUCCAUCAUUCUAAAGGAGGAGAUCACUCUCGGAAGUGUGAUUGGUGCAGUGAUCAUCGUGGCAGGCCUGUACUUCCUCAUCUGGGGCAAGAGUAAGGACGACAUCAGCCAAGUCUCCGACGUGACCGUCAAGGUCGCCGGCGAGCUGCCCUUAACCUCGGUGACCAACGGCCACGGCCACGGCAAGCAGCACGAGCUCGGCAACGGCAACGGCGGCCAUGUCGACGUCGAGACGCCCGCGACCAAUGGGCACUAUUAGCAAGGGAUCGAUUGGAGUGGUUACGUGUUAUACGUCCUCCAGUCGUUCAUCGACCAGUAUAUGCAUGUCUAGCUUUUUUCCUUGUAGUGCAUGUAGUGCAUGGUCCAUCGAUCGAUCAUUCAUGGAGACGAUUUUUUUUCUCUCUCUCUCUCUCUCUAUAUUUUCUUCCUGCCAGCUUCUCCCUAGCUACGAUCCUAUCACGUAACUAUGUGAGAGUAAGCAAGUGCUGGUUAUCCCUGUGACGGUUAUACCUGAUGCUGCUUGUCAGUAGUCACUACUAAGUUUUUUUUUGAACGAAAACACUAGACGCGUCCGCCUUUAAAUUAAUAAAGCCAAUAGGCAGCAACACAAGGU
Messenger RNA from Aegilops tauschii subsp. strangulata, 1597 nucleotides. RefSeq names its product WAT1-related protein At1g44800. Lineage: Eukaryota; Viridiplantae; Streptophyta; Magnoliopsida; Poales; Poaceae. Gene Ontology annotation, molecular function: transmembrane transporter activity. The record is from RefSeq and is a predicted model, not a curated record. Gene Ontology annotation, cellular component: membrane.